Molecule: messenger RNA, 297 nt
Organism: Perkinsus marinus ATCC 50983
Lineage: Eukaryota; Perkinsozoa; Perkinsida; Perkinsidae
Exons: 2
Coding region: 1-297 (98 amino acids)
Source: RefSeq, a predicted model, not a curated record
AUGCAGCUGGAGAAACAAGGGUCACCAAUCCUACCUAGUGCUGUGUCACCAGCGCUGAGCAAUCUCAGUGGUAGUAGCAGCACUCGGUCCUUCCCAAAUACGUUAUUGCAUAAACUCAACGAGGCACGGAUUAAGGCCACAUCGAAGAUACCUGGGGCCGUUCGAGCGAAAUUAUAUACACUACUAACACAAUGGAUUGAUCCUCGAGAUAUAUUCUAUCGUCUUGUUUUAAGUCUAGGAGAGAAAAUGAAGGGCGAAGAACAGAUGAGGAAACUAACACAGCUAGCUGCUCGGUGA